Molecule: messenger RNA, 1365 nt
Organism: Hyla sarda
Lineage: Eukaryota; Metazoa; Chordata; Amphibia; Anura; Hylidae
Gene: SLC10A4
Product: solute carrier family 10 member 4
Exons: 3
Coding region: 80-1297 (405 amino acids)
Biological process (GO): bile acid and bile salt transport
Cellular component (GO): membrane
Molecular function (GO): bile acid:sodium symporter activity
Source: RefSeq, a predicted model, not a curated record
CCUGCCUCCUCCUUCCUCCUCCUCCUCCUCUACUUGUACCAGCUCAUUCAGAAACAAGGGAGGAAAACUGGUUCAUAAAAUGGAAAACUCAAGUGCCAGUCCUCUGGAUGUAUCUGAUCUUCCACUAUGGAACUUUGGGGAAAACUUUACAGAGGGGUCACCACUGGAUCCCAAUGACACAUAUUAUAUUGGAGAUAACAGGACAGAUCCAACCAGCAUGACUGCAAUGCUCCAGGGGGUUCUACCGGAGACAAUAGCCACCUCCACUCCUUUCUGGGAUACCCCACUGAACCAUGGGCUGAGUGUGUUUGUUGGGGUGGCUCUCUGUGUGACAAUGCUGGGCCUGGGCUGCACGGUGGAAAUAAGUCAGAUAGGAGAACAUCUCAGAAGACCCAUUGGGGUCCUCUUGGCUCUCAUCAGCCAGUUUGUCCUCAUGCCAUUGAUGGCUUUCCUCCUGGCUUUGAUCUUCAAGCUCAAUGAAGUAGCAGCUAUUGCUGUCCUACUGUGUGGCUGCUGUCCUGGAGGAAACCUCUCCAACAUCAUGUCACUUCUCGUGAAUGGAGACAUGAAUCUCAGCAUCAUCAUGACCACGUCUUCUACAUUGCUGGCGCUGCUCUUGAUGCCGCUAUGCCUUUGGAUUUAUAGUCGUCCAUGGAUUAACACUCCACUUGUGCAGUUCCUACCUCUCGGGGCGGUGACCCUGACCCUCUGUAGUACUCUUCUGCCUAUUGGGAUAGGAGUGUUUGUACGUUACCGCUACAGCAGGAUUGCUGAUAUUCUACUUAAGGUGUCUCUUUGGUCCCUACUCAUCACCUUAGUCCUUCUCUUUAUCCUUACUGGUGCAAUGCUGGGACCUGAGCUUCUGUCUACAAUUCCCCCAUCCGUGUAUAUAGUAGCAGUGAUCAUGCCUAUUAUAGGCUAUUCAAUGGGAUACGGACUGGCAACUUUAUUUAACCUGCCCCCCAACUGCAGGAGAACCGUGUCUCUGGAAACAGGGUGUCAGAACGUCCAGCUCUGCACAGCUCUCCUGAAGCUCGCCUUCCCAGCACAUCUCAUAGGAAGCAUGUAUAUGUUCCCACUGCUAUACGCACUAUUCCAAGCGGCGGAGGCAGGGAUAUAUGUCCUAGUGUAUAAACUGUACCGAAAGGAAGUUCUCCACAAGCAGGAACCUAUGGACGAAGAGGAGGACACGGAUAUAUCAUAUAGAAAGCUGAAGGAGGAAGAGAUUAAUGAGAUAUCAUAUGGGGCUGUGACAUCAGAAGAACAAAACUCUGUAACCAAGGAGCCUCCAUCAUAACUGCACUGGGUUAAAGGGGUACUCCCCUGGAAAACACUUUUUUUUUUUGUUUUUUAAAUCAACUUGUA